Lolium perenne is the source of this 2699-nucleotide messenger RNA. Its product is annotated as pentatricopeptide repeat-containing protein At2g13600. Gene Ontology annotation, molecular function: protein binding; RNA binding. Gene Ontology annotation, biological process: RNA modification. The record is from RefSeq and is a predicted model, not a curated record. Lineage: Eukaryota; Viridiplantae; Streptophyta; Magnoliopsida; Poales; Poaceae.
GCAAGCAUCGUCGUGUUCACGAGAAACUAGUCAAACAAGCCGUGUCCGCCCUGAGCGGCGCCGGCCGGCCGCUCGACAGAUUCCUUGGCCGGCUACUUGCGGUCAUCACCUCAGCGUCACCCUCUUCCGCCACUGCUUAGCCACCAGCACACCGGCGUCUCGCCGCCUCGCCGCCACGCAGCCCCCUUCCGGCCUCCGCGGGACUACUGCAUGCUCUCCAGGUCCAGACAUUCCGCCUUCUGGAAACCAAGACCACCAGCUACCCACGCAAGAAGGCUCCCGCCGCGCCACUCGUCGACGCAGCCCCAGGAAGAUGCAUCCAUCCCGGCGCAAAACAUGCGGCUCACAGCUCUGCUCAGCAGCGGCGACAUGGCGGCCGCCCGCAGGCUGUUCGACGAUAUGCCGCGCCGGACUGUGGUCACCUGGAACGCGAUGGUCGCGGGCCACGCGAGGCGCGGGAACACACUUGACGCGCUGGAGGUAGCCACGCAGAUGCACCGCUCGGGCCUGAGCCCGAGCGAGGCCACCUACGCGUCGGUGCUUGGCGCCUGUGCCCGCGGUCGCCACCUUCGCUUCGGGGCGCAGGUGCACUGCCAGGUGGUGAAGUCCGGGUCUGAGAGCGUGGAGGUCGUUGGGGCCUCCCUUCUGGACUUCUACUCCUCGUGUCUCGACCUGCACGCGUCACGCAUGCUCUUCGACUCCCUUCAUCCGAGGAACGGGCUACUGUGGAGCCCGAUGGUAGUCGCGCUCGUGAGGUUCAAUCUGCCGAGUGACGCCCUGGACCUUCUUGAGCGGAUGCCUGCGCCCCACGAUGUGUUUGCGUGGACCGCUGUUAUAUCAGGCCAUGCACGGGGAGCAGGUGAGCUCUGUCGCAAAGCGAUCUGGUUGUUUGUGCGGAUGUUGGGGGAUGACGGCGUGAUGCCGAAUGAGUUCACUUUCGACAGUGUUUUGAGGGCCUGUGUGAAGAUGGGAGCGUUGGAUUUUGGGAGAUCUGUUCAUGGCUGUUUGAUUCGAAGUGGGUUUGGGUCUGACAAGUUAAUCACCAGUGCUCUUGUGGAUCUCUACUGCAGUUCUGAUGCUGUGGGUGAUGCCUUGCUGGUUUACAGUGACCUGGAAAUGCCGUCCUUGAUCACAUCCAAUACAUUAAUUGCUGGGCUUGUAGCAAUGCGCAGGACGGAGGAAGCAAAGAUUGUUUUCUCGCAGAUGCCAGAGCAUGAUUCAGGUUCCUACAAUCUGAUGAUUAAAGUAUAUGGUAUUGAAGGGAGGCUCGAGCAUUGCCAGAGGAUGUUUGAGAAGAUGCCUCGGAGAAAUAUCGUGACCUUAAACUCCAUGAUGUCAGUUCUUCUCCAGAAUGGAAAGUUGGAGGAGGGGCUAAAGCUGUUUGAGCAGAUAAAGGACGAAAGAAACACGAUAACAUGGAAUUCGAUGAUUUCUGGUUACAUUCAAAAUGAUCAUUCUUCAGAAGCUCUAAAACUAUUUGUGGUCAUGUGCCGAUUAUCCAUUGCAUGCAGCCCGUCAACAUUCCCUGCUCUAUUGCAGGCCUGUGCUACUGUUGGAACCAUCGAGCAAGGCAAAAUGGUUCAUGCUCACCUCUGCAAGACUCCUUUUGAGUCCAAUGGCUAUGUUGGGACAGCUCUUGUAGAUAUGUACAUGAAAUGUGGGUGUGUCAGUGAUGCACGAAGCGCAUUUUGUUGCAUCAUGUCGCCAAAUGUUGCUUCUUGGACAUCACUCAUUAAUGGGCUUGCACAGAAUGGUCAAUGGCUGGAAGCUAUAGUUGAAUUUGGGAGAAUGCUGAAGCAGGAUAUCAAUCCCAAUGAGAUCACUUUUUUGGGCCUCCUUAUGGCCAGUGCUCGUGCUUGUUUAGUUAACAAGGGGAUGAGGUUCUUCCACUCCAUGGAAAGCUAUGGACUAGUUCCAACUGUGGAACAUUAUACCUGUGUUGUCGAUCUUCUCGGUCGGACCGGACGUAUCAGAGAAGCUGAGAAGUUCAUUUCUGAAAUGCCUGUACCAGCAGAUGGGGUGGUAUGGGGAGCCCUACUCACUGCCUGCUGGUAUUCAAUGGACUUGGAGAUGGGUGAAAAAGUUACUGAAAAGUUGCUUUGCAUGGGCACAAAGCAUGUAUCUGCAUAUGUUGCUAUGUCUAAUAUCUAUGCUAAAUUGGGGAAGUGGGAUGAUGUUGUGAAGGUAAGAACAAGAUUGAGGAAUCUCGACAUGAAGAAGGAACCAGGGUGCAGUUGGAUUGAGCUAAAAGAUAUAGUUCAUGUAUUCCUCGUGGAAGACCGGAAUCAUCCAGAGAGAGAUGAUAUAUACUUGAUGCUAGAACAUUUAGUUUCUAAUAUAUCCUUGCUCUCUGAAACUGAUGAGCCCGAAUUGUUACUCCCCGUCAGUUGAUGAAAAACUUGAUAGGUCCUGCUGAGGAUUUGUGUUCAUGCAUUUGUGUGAGCCAAUUUGGAUGGCCAAGUGUUUUCUUUUGCACGGAUAAAAUUGGCAGUCUCUUUGAAUCCUCAUGGCUGACAACAUUGCUACUGAUUUAAGAUUUUCUGAAUGCAGGGGCACAAAUCGUCCACACAUCAAAUCCCAUAAGGAAUAUCUAAGUGGCUUUCCAUGAUGACAAGGGAGGGGUCUCAGAGUCCUUCCAGGUGUUGGGGUGAAUGUUGAGGUAGCGAUCACCGUGCACAACAUCCAUGGCGGCAAAUGAC